CAAAAGGCCACCAGAACUCAUGGUGAUAAUGAGAAGAUGUACUCUGCUGUCAGGAAGCAAGACAGAGGUCAAACUGAUUCUCCCACUUAUACCACAUUGAGACACUGCAUCCCCUCUGGGCAGGAAGAACUGAUCCUUCUGCAAGAACGAGUAAAGCAAGGGACAAUUUCUGUGGAUGAAGCACUUGACAAAUUUAAACAAUGGAAGAAUGAAAAAAGCAGUUCAGCUAUCCCUCAGCAGGAAAAAGUACGCCAGCUCCAAGCCUCCAUUAUCGGGAAAAGAGUAGAAAAGGAAAAUCUGUACGAUAAGAUCACCAUUGAACAUCACCCACAUGUCUCCAAAUAGAACCCCAACAGAAAAGGGACAGAUGUCUAAUUAAUUGAGCUCAGUUCUUCAUUUGCUUGCCUAAGGACAUUCCACAUGUCUCCAAUCUACAUCCCGACUGCAGUUUGAUACAUAGCACGCAUCUAAGAAAGCAGCUAUGCUGUCAUGACCACAGUUUUGACAUCUUCAUCCUGAUAAAGUCCAGCAUCCCUAAAGCUAGCAUUAAUAAAGUUUCUCAUCAAGUCAGUGCUAGAUUUUAUGCUC
Molecule: messenger RNA, 588 nt
Organism: Alligator sinensis (Chinese alligator)
Lineage: Eukaryota; Metazoa; Chordata; Crocodylia; Alligatoridae
Product: B-cell scaffold protein with ankyrin repeats-like
Exons: 6
Coding region: 37-345 (102 amino acids)
Biological process (GO): negative regulation of B cell activation; B cell activation; negative regulation of phosphatidylinositol 3-kinase/protein kinase B signal transduction
Molecular function (GO): signaling receptor binding; protein tyrosine kinase binding
Source: RefSeq, a predicted model, not a curated record